Molecule: messenger RNA, 4822 nt
Organism: Platichthys flesus (European flounder)
Lineage: Eukaryota; Metazoa; Chordata; Actinopteri; Pleuronectiformes; Pleuronectidae
Gene: frk
Product: fyn-related Src family tyrosine kinase
Exons: 8
Coding region: 222-1781 (519 amino acids)
Biological process (GO): cell differentiation; innate immune response; cell surface receptor protein tyrosine kinase signaling pathway
Cellular component (GO): extrinsic component of cytoplasmic side of plasma membrane
Molecular function (GO): signaling receptor binding; non-membrane spanning protein tyrosine kinase activity; ATP binding
Source: RefSeq, a predicted model, not a curated record
CACAGGAAAGUAGAACUAUGGACUCCACACUUACACAAACGCACACACUUCCUUCUACCUGCCUCCGUGUGCCCAGCUCGCUUCUCGCUGUCUGACUCUGGGAUUAUCCACAAACCUCUUUAAAUGGAACGUUUAUUAUGAGCCCGGAGCAGGGAUUUUCCUCCCAAAACCACUUCCGUCUGUAUUCCCGACACAGAAUGACCCGCAGUGAUUGACCGGCCAUGGAGGUCCAGAAUAGUCUGUCUGCGUGUUGGCGGAGGUUUCUGGCGUGUUUCAAGAAGCCGGGUCAGUCUGCGGGGGAGAGCGGGUCUAAGGACAAAGUCAUCGCGGUGAUAGUGAACCCCGCAGCCGAGAGCAGCGUAGCGCCCGGCGCCGAGAGGAACAGCUGGCGGCCGGCGGACAACUCGGGGGAUUUUUACAUCGCCCUGUACGACUACUCCGCUCGCACCGAGGAGGACCUCAGCUUCCAAACCGAGGACAUCUUAGAGGCUCUAGACAAAAGUACUGGUGACUGGUGGUUUGCUAAAGCAGUCACCGGCUUGUCAGCCUCCAAAACGGGAUACAUCCCCGCCAACUAUGUGGCACCUGUGGAGAGUAUUGAUGCAGAACCAUGGUAUUUUCCCGACACUAAGCGCCAGGAUGCGGACAAGAUGCUGCUGGCUGGCGGGAACCGGCAUGGUGCCUUCCUCAUCAGAAACUCAGAGAGCCAGAAAGGAGAAUUCUCCCUCUCAGUGCUGGACAGCGGGAAGGUGAAGCAUUACAAGCUGAAAAGAAAGGAGAAUGGUCAAUACUUUGUGUCGACGACGAGAUGCUUUCAAACAAUUAAGGAGUUGGUGCAACAUUACUCCGGACAGGCAGAUGGCCUCUGUGUGCGUCUGGCUGAACCAUGCAAAAAGAUGGAGGCUCCACAAACUCAUGGUAUGUCCUACAACACAGUGGACCAAUGGGAAAUUGACCGCAAAUCCAUCAAGCUGCUGAGGAAGCUGGGAGCGGGUCAGUUUGGUGAAGUCUUCGAGGGCAUGUGGAACGAAACCACAGCAGUCGCAGUGAAGACCCUCAAACCUGGUACCAUGGAUCCCGACGACUUCCUGAGAGAGGCUCAGAUCAUGAAGAGGCUGCGGCAUGCCAAGCUGAUCCAGCUGUAUGCAGUCUGCACCAUGGAGGAGCCCAUCUACAUCAUCACAGAGCUGAUGAAGAACGGCAGCCUGCUUGAUUACCUCCAGAAGGAUAAAGGCACCACGCUAGCGAUCUCUGACCAGAUCGAGAUGGCUGCGCAAGUUGCAUCAGGUAUGGCGUUCCUGGAGUUGCAGAACUACAUCCACAGAGACCUGGCAGCCAGGAAUGUCUUGGUGGGCGAGAACAACCUCUGCAAGAUUGCCGACUUUGGCCUCGCCAGGGUCUUCAUGAAAGAGAAUGAGAAUGUGUACGAAGCCAGAGAGGGCACAAAGUUUCCAGUGAAGUGGACCGCUCCAGAGGCUAUUCAUGACAACAAGUUCACUAUAAAAUCUGAUGUGUGGUCCUUUGGAGUUUUGCUGUAUGAGAUCAUGACAUUUGGCCAAAUGCCGUACCCAGCCAUGACCAACUACCAAGUGGUCCAGCGGAUUCCCCAGGGCUACAGGAUGCAGUGCCCCCCACACUGCCCCAAAAUCAUGUACGACAUCAUGAUGGACUGCUGGAAGGAGAAUGAACAGGACCGGCCCACGUUCGAGACCUUGCAAUGGAGGCUGGAGGAUUACUUCGACCUGGAUGUGACCUCGUAUGACGAUGCCAGCCGUUAUUAGCAAACCAACAUGUCUGGGACACAUUUGAGCAAAACGUCAACAAAAAACUGAAUGCUGCAAAACAAAAUCAUACUCGUAUGGAGACAAAUCUGGAGCUCCACUAAAAGUUUCAUGAAGUUACUCAUUGAAAUAUUAUAUAAAAUUCCUCUUGUUGCACACAGUUGAGGGAUCUAAAAGUGUGAUAUGCAUGUGUUAAAAUACUGUGACUGUAACUGGCUCACAGUGAGGAAGCUGUGUCUUCCAAGUGUGUUUAGUUUCGACACUCCUGGCCUCGCUUUGCGUGACAAAGGAAUGCACUUUCAGACAUUGAGCCUAACUCUAAGUUAGUCCUCAAAUAGAAGAGACCAUUUGCAGCAUAAUCUGUCCAUCUGGAUGAACCUGUUCGUCUUGCACUCAGCAUAGCUCACAUUGUUUCCGCCUGCAGAGCUUUACUGGAAGCUACUAGAGAGAGUGACUAAUAGUCACUCAGUCUGUUGUACUUUGAGUCUUAGAUAGUGAGGUGAGUCGCAGGUGCUGUCAUUUCAGCUCACUUGUGGCUGCAUAUGUAUUGCGUGCAACCAAGUUGAUCUUUUUAUUCCAAUGUAGGCAACUGGAAUUGGCCCUGGCAGCCAAUUACAGCCCCACUUAAUGAAAGCACAUUACCAAUCUCUUUAUUGACAAAGUACAAAAAAUGGCUUCAUUCUGUUCCAUUACAUAAUAUAACUUCCUCUCUUGAAGCUCUUCUAUUUUGGUUACAAGAGAAGUAGAAGCUAAAGGACACUGGCAGGUUUUUAUGAAGCCCUGCAGGUGCAUGGGUGGAGGAAAAUGAAUGCAGACAAAUGAUUGGAGCAUAAACUUAGUAGCAGUUUUCAUAUCACUACAUAGUCAAUGUUAACAGCUUUUUACUUUAAUUUAUUAGGCUACAUCCACAUUACUACACUUUUGUUUGAAAAUGCGUGAACUCUGCUAUGGAUACACCUGGCAUCCAAGUUUUGAAGCCAUGCUAGCCCCGUUUUAGUUUGAAAACUCCAGGGCUAUAUUUUAGUCCGAGAUGUUUGGAAACAACCAGUUGCUGUUUGGGUCAUUUUGGUCACGAUGUAGGCUUCACUGAUUUGUCAGGGUCCUAUCACAUGACCCUGUUCCAAAAGAAAUAUUAGCCUAAGCUAGACUGAGUGUAGAACACAACAUGAAUCCUAAAUUACAAGCAUUGCUGACACUGUUGUGCAUUUGAAUUCUGGAUUUUACAAGGAUACAACUUGUUACAUGGUAGGAUACGUAUCUUUUGGUAUGCUAGUAUCGACAGUGAUUAAAGCUGAUACGGAGCCAAAACGCUUGUGAGGACAGAGAUAAUACUAUUUUGAAAAUGCUGUUUUCAAAUGAGAAAGUAGUAGUGUGGAUGUAGCUUAAAAGGAACAACACGAGUUCAGCAUCAGAAUUAAUUCCUUACUGCCAAAGAAACCCCAAUGUUAACUCUUAUCACUUCUUUGCUUCUAUCGAAGUUAGCAUCCUAACCAGCUAGCCACGCCCCGUCUUUGUGAGAGUGAGUCAGUGCAGCAUUCAGUCUGUACUGAAUUAGUUGUGACCAUCACCACGACAUGCUCCUGGUAAGAAACCACAAGUGGCAACGCGAAAACAAAUCUCCCACAGGUAAUUUCAGCAUUUUGAGACAUUUUUAAGCUGCAUUUAUAUAUUUUUUUUUUCUAUUACUUGUGGCCAUUGCACAUUAUUAAACAAAGGCGAUGCGAAGAACAUGUUAGUAAUUUCAUAAUCAGCAUAUAGAACAACAUAAGCAUUCAUUUUCAGUAGAGUUUGUAUCCUUUUAGCUCUGUUUUGGGUCUACUUAAAUCCCUGAGAAUUAUCUGACUCUUUUAACUCCCUAAUUUUUCCACUUUAGCUCUACAGCUUGUGACCGAAACAAUGAGGUCAAUCUAAAGGGGAGAUAAAGACUGAAGAAUUAUCUGUAGGUUGAACAACUUUAGCAUUAAACGAAGUAAUGUUAAGGGAUGUCAAAUUAAAUCCUUAGUUUUCCAUAAAAAAUUGAAACAAAAGUAUGUUAGGUUUUUCCUUGUACGACAUUGACCUAAGCACUCGAUUGUUAAACCGUGGCCACAGAGACUGAAUUGGUAGGUUGUUGUGUCUUCUCUGGUCAGGUAGGGGGUGCCCCAGCAUCAUGUUAGUGGCCUUCUAGCAGUCAUGUUUCAGUAAUGAGAUGCCUAAAAGAACGAAAACCAUUUUCUUACUAUCCAUGUCCCUUCAACAUGUGUUUUGAUGUAAGGCUGAAUAUUGUUUAUCCUAUUGAUAGUUUUGGUUGCUAUCAGUUAGCCACACGUUUAUCACAGUGUAACCAAAUGUUAAUUUAUUGCGAAAGAAACAGUGAGAGUUGGAUGAUAUAAUUUACUGUAAAUGAGCUGCUUAGAAGUUCAGAUGUUGGAUGGAGAUGCAUUGAUAUAAUUCAUAUUUUGCCCAUCAAACAUUGUCGUCAGACCCCCCCCCCCUUAAAAAUAUGUUAAGGAUAGCCUAACAUGAUGUUCUUUAAAAUUGUGGCAAAGGUUCUUAUUUUAAUUGCACUGAGCAAUUUGUUUUUUUUCCUCCUAGACACUGUUUUGGCCACAGUUUUUGGUAGUCCAGGGUGUGUAUGGUGCCCUCAUGCUACUACACCUUAAGCCAAAGAACUCUAAUCUUUCUGCUUUUAUGAUCUAUCACGCUCAGUCAAAUGUUUUUUUAGUCAUACUCAUGUGGGACCUACAGUGUAAUGGCAUAGUGACUGAACUAUGCAACACUGGAUCUAUCCCUCUUUUUUUACUGAUUCAGUUUGAAAUGUAGAGCUGCUCUCAGAUCUGUGGCAACAAUCUUUCUAAGAACAACGUGUUGUUCGAUGUCUGACACAUUAACUUCAGUUGUUGUUCCAGCCAUCACCAUGCUCUAAUGAUUUUGUCUUCAGUGUCAUGAACGCCAUCCCUUUAAUUGUAUGUUGUAACCAGGCCAGUGUUUAUAUAUGAUCAUACUGUAUUUUAAUGUAAUUAUCCUUUUUAUUUUUAUCACAAAUAAAUGAUUUAUAUUUA